UAAUAUGCAAGUAUGUUUUUAAAUUGCGUCCGGUGUCGGCGCUUAUCGCUCCGUUCUUCGCAUUCUUCACAUGCCUGACCCUAAUAAUCUUCUGGUCUUACCAAAAACUUGUUGAAGUCUAUCUUAGGAUACGCUUCGGAACUAAUUUUCUUUGCUUGGUAACUGGAUACGAUCUGGCGGCUCUGAAUUUUGGCUCAACUCCGGAUGUAGUCACCCACGUGUAUAUGAUAAAAUCUGAAACACCUAAUGAAGUCCUACUGAAGCAAAUACGCAAUCAGUUCAACGAAAAAAUCAAAGAUAAAAGAUAUGGUAAGCUGAUGAGUUUGCGAAAAGAGUUGUUGGGUUACAUGUAUUUGGUGAUGAGCGAAAACGUGGUGGUCGCUGAUUUUAUCAGAAGCGAUGGACGUGAGUCUGAAGAAGUUCUGAAAGAAGCGCACAACUUACCGUUACCAUUCAACAAUCAAUUUAACUGGGAAGUGAUCUUGUCAGGUUCUUUGAUGAUAAUACGAUACCACCAUAGCUUGGCUGACGUGAUUUCCGCUUACAAUAUCUUCAGUGAUCUCUUUUGUAAACCAAAUCCACUCAAGGAUGCAUACGCUAAUAAGUUGCUAUCUUCGUUGAAUAUCAAGAACUUGUCGUGCAAAAGAAACAUCGCAUUAAAUACUAAGGAUAGAAGAACAGUUUUUUAUAGGGAUUGUUACGAAGGGAAUUCUACUGCUUUCAUUUGCGAAAAUAAUGAACGUUUUGUAAAGAAAAUCAAGAUAAUAUCUAAAAAUACAAACUCCACAUUUUUAGCCAUUCUUUUGAGCUGCUAUUCAGCUUCCUUGUCAAAAGUGAUUGAAGCAAGACAAGAUGAAUUACCUAAGUACUUAUCCUGCAUCUGUCCGAGACAAAUUGAUAUACCUCGUCUAGCUAAGCUCUUAUCAAAUAAAGCUUGCUAUGAAUUUGGAAACAAGUUUUGCGGGUUAAUAGUGAAAAUACCCAUAAGAAGCAAAGAUUAUGAUAUGCUGGAGCGUCUAAGACUGACCAAGGAAUAUCUGAAGAAUUCUAUGGAAUCGCACAUGGUCAAAUUAGGAUAUCUUUGCGGUAUAUAUUUCUUUCGAGUGUUUCCGAUACCAUUACUUAGGUUUGUCUUCGGCCGCUUUAAACUAACCAGCGGUGUGAGCUGCGUUCCUGGUGGUCCAAAAUUAGAGCUCUUCAAUGGUGAUACAAUUGAAAACCAAUUUUUCUUGAUCAACCACUUGGACCAAGUCUGUUUAAGUCUUAGCAUAUUGACGUACGAUGAUAGACUGCAAUUGGGUAUAAUUGGAAGUAAGGAUGAACAAUUAAAUCAGGUACUCAACGGUAUAUUCCAUGCUAUCGAUCAACUUUACGUAGAAGCCCAAAUCAGAAUUACAACUGACUCAACCGUGACAUGCUAA
Molecule: messenger RNA, 1421 nt
Organism: Nicrophorus vespilloides
Lineage: Eukaryota; Metazoa; Arthropoda; Insecta; Coleoptera; Silphidae
Exons: 3
Coding region: 225-1421 (398 amino acids)
Biological process (GO): triglyceride biosynthetic process
Cellular component (GO): plasma membrane
Molecular function (GO): diacylglycerol O-acyltransferase activity; long-chain-alcohol O-fatty-acyltransferase activity
Source: RefSeq, a predicted model, not a curated record